AUGCCUUCCAAAUUCACCGAGAUCCUCGAGCCGGGUUACCAGACGACAUCCCCUCAAGAUGAUGUCCGGCUGGAGGAUAUCAUAGGCGCUGCUAACAUGGCUCGGGCUCGAGUUUCAUCCGAAGCCAGCUCGAGAAGCACCAGUUCGUCGAGUGGUGACAGCGAACCUGCCGAGGAGAAGCCCCGACGGAAACGGCUCUCUCGCCUCUUGUCAGGCGGCAAGAAAUGGACGGCACGCACAGCAACAAUCAUGACCUAUACCCUUGACGAGCACCAAAGAGCCUUUCUUAGCGAACACUUUGCAUUUAGCAACGGCAUAUCGAACGCUCAUCAAUCUUUCAGCAAGCACCGCGAGGUCGGCUAG
Cladophialophora yegresii CBS 114405 is the source of this 363-nucleotide messenger RNA. RefSeq lists its product as uncharacterized. Lineage: Eukaryota; Fungi; Ascomycota; Eurotiomycetes; Chaetothyriales; Herpotrichiellaceae. The coding region runs from base 1 to 363 and encodes 120 amino acids. The transcript is spliced from 2 exons. The record is from RefSeq and is a predicted model, not a curated record.